This is a messenger RNA of Tarenaya hassleriana, 930 nucleotides long. RefSeq lists its product as uncharacterized. The coding region runs from base 50 to 895 and encodes 281 amino acids. The record is from RefSeq and is a predicted model, not a curated record. The transcript has a single exon. NCBI's taxonomy places the organism in Eukaryota, Viridiplantae, Streptophyta, Magnoliopsida, Brassicales, Cleomaceae.
CCUUCAGCGAUCAUAUCCCUAAACUCCAAUCACGUAACCGGAUCGAAAAAUGACCAAAAUACCCCCGUAUCCCGUCGAAAACCCUAGCCUCGAACCCUACGAGACCCGAAAACGAAGCCCUAGAAGAGGAAUUUCGCCCUUUUCGAUCAUCUUCUCCGUCUUUACGUACAUUUUGAUCUUUUAUGUCUUCAACGUCUCUCCUUCUUCGAUCUUCAAAGACUCCAAGAUCUUGUUCAUCAUUUCCAAUACCCUUAUCCUCAUCAUCGCUGCCGAUUAUGAAACGUUCACCGAUAACGAAAAACACGAUCUUGAUCGUGAAUAUGCGAAGGCGAAACCCUCUCCGAUGUUUGCACCCACAUACCGUGAAAACCCUAGAAUGAAAAACGGAGAAAUCGACUGCCUUGCAGAAGAAGCAACCUCGAAAGAUAUCAUUUGUAUACCGUCAUCUCACGAGGAAGUUCCCGAGAAAAUACUUACUUUUGUGAGCGAAAAUCCACCCGAGAAUGCAACCCUCGAAACCUCAAGCCAUCUGCUAGUUCAGAACGUUGACGAGGAGAAACCUUGCGACGCACGUAACAUAGUAAACCCUAAACCUAAACCUAACCGCAGGAACAAGCCGGAUAAGGUACGGACCGGACAGAAACUGAGACAUGUAAGAGAGGGAAGAUACGAUGGAAGCGGAACGGAUAGAUCGAAAUGGAUGAUUGUUCAUCGGAAAUCGGCGGCGGGAAGGAAUAUAACGACGGAUCAGAAAUGGGAAAACGUCGAGGAAGAGUCGGAAGAGUUUUCGAAAAUGUCGAACGAGGAGUUGAAUAGAAGGGUCGAAGAUUUUAUUCGACGGUUCAAUGAACAGAUGAAAUUACAAACACUUAGAAAUCGCCAAAUCUCGUCGUAAUUAAAAAUAAUAAUAAAAUAAUUUUGGUCAUCUUC